Messenger RNA from Elephantulus edwardii (Cape elephant shrew), 1882 nucleotides. RefSeq names its product arginyl aminopeptidase (aminopeptidase B)-like 1 (gene RNPEPL1). Gene Ontology annotation, biological process: proteolysis. The coding region runs from base 347 to 1810 and encodes 487 amino acids. The transcript has 11 exons. The record is from RefSeq and is a predicted model, not a curated record. Gene Ontology annotation, molecular function: metalloaminopeptidase activity; zinc ion binding. NCBI's taxonomy places the organism in Eukaryota, Metazoa, Chordata, Mammalia, Macroscelidea, Macroscelididae.
GCCGCCGCUGCCCGCCUUCCCCGAGGCUCCGGGGGCCGAGUCCGCCUGCUGCCCGCUGGCCUUCCGGGUGGACCCGUUCACCGACUACGGCUCCUCGCUCACCGUCACGCUGCCGCCGGAGCUGCCGGCGCACCAGCCCUUCCAGGUCAUCCUGCGCUACACCUCUGUCGACGCCCCCGCUAUCUGGUGGCUGGAGCCAGAGCUGACCUAUGGCCACGCCAAGCCCUUCGUGUUCACUCAGGGCCACUCCGUGUGCAACCGCUCCUUCUUCCCCUGCUUUGACACGCCUGCGGUCAAGUGCACCUACUCGGCCGUGGUCAAGGCUCCCUUGGGGGUGCAGGUGCUGAUGAGCGCCACCCGGAGCACGUAUGUGGAGGAGGAGGGUGUGUACCACUUCCACAUGGAGCACCCCGUACCAGCUUACCUCGUGGCCCUCGUGGCUGGAGACCUCGAGCCUGCCGACAUUGGACCCAGGAGCCGGGUGUGGGCCGAGCCGUGCCUCCUGUCCACGGCCACCAGUAAGCUGACAGGAGUGGUGGAGCAGUGGCUCAGUGCAGCCGAAAGGCUGUACGGGCCCUACCUGUGGGGCAGGUACGACAUCGUCUUCCUCCCGCCCUCCUUCCCCAUCGUGGCCAUGGAGAACCCCUGCCUCACCUUCAUCAUCUCCUCCAUCCUGGAGAGCGAUGAGUUCCUGGUCAUCGACGUCAUCCACGAAGUGGCCCACAGCUGGUUCGGCAAUGCUGUCACCAACGCCACCUGGGAGGAGAUGUGGCUAAGCGAGGGCCUGGCCACCUACGCGCAGCGACGCAUCACCACCGAGACAUAUGGUGCGGCCUUCACCUGCCUGGAGACAGCCUUCCGCCUGGAUGCCCUGCACCGGCAGAUGAAGCUGCUUGGGGAAGAUAGCCCAGUCAGCAAGUUGCAGGCCAAGCUGGAGCCAGGAGUGAACCCCAGCCACCUGAUGAACCUGUUCACCUAUGAGAAGGGCUACUGCUUUGUGUACUACCUGUCCCAGCUCUGUGGAGACCCUCAGCGCUUUGACGACUUUCUCCGCGCUUAUGUGGAGAAGUACAAGUUCACCAGCGUGGUGGCCCAAGACCUGCUGGACUCUUUCCUCAGCUUCUUCCCGGAGCUGAAGGAGCAGAGUGUGGACUGCCGGGCAGGGCUGGAGUUCGAGCGCUGGCUCAAUGCCACAGGCCCUCCUCUGGCAGAGCCGGACCUGUCUCAGGGAUCCAGCCUGACCCGGCCAGUGGAGGCCCUCUUCCACCUGUGGACAGCAGAGCCCCUGGACCAGGUGGCUGCCUCAGCCAGCGCCAUCGACAUUUCCAAGUGGAGGACCUUUCAGACAGCACUCUUCCUGGACCGGCUGCUGGAUGGGUCUCCACUGCCUCAGGAGGUAGUGACCAGCCUGUCUAAGUGCUACUCUUCCCUGCUGGACUCGAUGAACGCUGAGAUCCGCAUCCGCUGGCUGCAGCUUGUGGUGCGCAAUGACUACUAUCCUGACCUGCACAGGGUGCGGCGCUUCCUGGAGAGCCAGAUGUCCCGCAUGUACACCAUCCCUCUAUACGAGGACCUGUGCACUGGUGCCCUCAAGCCCUUCGCGCUGGAAGUCUUCUACCAGACGCAGGGCCAGCUGCAUCCUAACCUGCGCAGAACCAUCCAGCAGAUCUUGUCCCAGGGUCUGGGCCCGGGCAUGGAGCUGGCCACAGAGCCUGGAGCAGAGCGGGGCCCGGACACGCCAGCCCUGCUGCUUGGGGACGAGGCCCCCAGCAGUGCCAUCUCUCUCAGGGACGUCAACGUGUCUGCCUAGCCCCAAGCAGGCUGCCCACAACCUCCCAGACACCACGAUGUGCCUUCUGGGGCGCGGGCUGCCAGGACUGCG